Molecule: messenger RNA, 1200 nt
Organism: Lachancea lanzarotensis
Lineage: Eukaryota; Fungi; Ascomycota; Saccharomycetes; Saccharomycetales; Saccharomycetaceae
Gene: CPT1
Product: LALA0S04e01508g1_1
Exons: 2
Coding region: 1-1200 (399 amino acids)
Biological process (GO): phospholipid biosynthetic process
Cellular component (GO): membrane
Molecular function (GO): phosphotransferase activity, for other substituted phosphate groups
Source: RefSeq, a predicted model, not a curated record
AUGGGUAUAUUUAUUCCUCAUUCGAAGCUCGAAAAUCUGAAAGCGUACAAAUCAUCCUUCUUUGUCAAUUGCAGGUAUCAAAGUGAGGACCGUUCGUUGGUAACAAAAUAUGUAUUGAAACCAUUUUGGGGUCAAUUUGCCAAAAUCUUCCCACUAUGGAUGGCACCAAAUCUGAUCACAUUGUCAGGUUUGGGCUUCAUUAUCAUCAAUGUUCUAACAGUGCUCUACUACGACCCUACUUUUUCUGGAAAUUCACCUAGGUGGGCGUAUUUCACGUAUGCCCUUGGUCUUUUCCUGUACCAAACGUUUGACGCCUGCGACGGCCAGCACGCACGGAGGACCGGGCAAAGUGGUCCAUUAGGCGAACUUUUUGACCAUUGUAUCGAUUCUCUCAACACCACGCUCUCGAUGAUGGUGUUCUGCUCUACGGUAGGUACUGGCCUUACUUUCAUGAUGGUUUUGUCGCAGUUCGCAUUGUUGUGUAACUUCUAUCUCAGCACUUGGGAGGAGUAUCACACGCAUUUACUUUUCCUGAGUGAGUUUUCAGGUCCGGUUGAAGGAAUCUUGAUGAUUGUGGGUUCUUUCAUUUUAACAGGGAUUCUCGGUCCGCAAGCUCUGUGGCACAAAUUGAUCUAUGAGAUUCAAAUUGGCGAUUCUCUCUUCAAAGUAGAGAGCGUACAUUUGCUCUUCGCUCUAUGCGGUGUUGGUCUGCUUUUCAACAUUUUUUCUUCGAGAAGAAACGUUGUCGAGCACUACAAGAAAGAGAGUGCCACCGCCAAGGAAGCACAGGCGAAAAUCACUUGGGCGACUGUGGGAUUAUUGCCAUUUUUCAGUUAUUUCGCAAGUAUAUUUGUGCUUGUAGCCGUCGAUCCAGAAACAAUUUCGCUACCGUUUGUGCUUUCCAUUGGGCUCACCCUUGCUUUCACUGUCGGAAGAAUAAUCAUAUGUCACUUAACAAAGCAAGAAUUCCCUACGAUCAAUCCACCCAUGAUAACCCCUCUUUUGCAAUUUCUGAUCAAGAUUUUACUAGUGCACAUUUUGGACUACGAAAAGUCGAUUGUAUUACCUGCUGUAAACUGGUUCGGAUUUGGCCUCACCUUGGGUAUUCAUGCGAUGUUCAUCACCGAAGUCAUUUACGAGUUCACCUCUUUCCUCGACAUCUACGCUCUUUCCAUCAAGCACCCCAAGAAAUCCGCCUGA